Molecule: messenger RNA, 1416 nt
Organism: Spinacia oleracea (spinach)
Lineage: Eukaryota; Viridiplantae; Streptophyta; Magnoliopsida; Caryophyllales; Amaranthaceae
Exons: 1
Coding region: 1-1416 (471 amino acids)
Molecular function (GO): catalytic activity
Source: RefSeq, a predicted model, not a curated record
AUGGGGUUGAAUAGAUAUGAUAAACAGCUAAAGGUGAAGAGGAUGCUCAAUCUUCACCACAUUAAGCUAUUCAGCCUUCUGGAAACCAAGCUAAAGGCUCCAAAAUUGGGUGACCUUUAUCUGAAUCUGUGCCCUGGGUGGAAUUUUACCACCAACUUGAGUUGCUGUACUUCUAGCAGGAUUGUGAUUGGUUGGGACCCAUCCUCUUUUCACCUCAAUAUUCUAGCCAUGACCAACCAGAGUGUUCAUUGUGAACUGACCUCCCUCAGUACUUGCCUCAAAUUCUGUGUGACUUUCAUCUAUGGGAUGAAUGAUAAGGCUGAAAGAACUAAGCUAUGGGAUCAUUUGUGUGACAUUGGUCUUCACUGUCACUCACCUUGGGUAAUUAUGGGAGAUUUUAAUGCUCUCAUGGAUGUUGAUGACAGAAUUGGUGGCCCUGUUAGAUUGAGUGAUAUCCAACCAAUGAGGAAUUGUAUGACUUCUUGCCAUUUGGACACAAUCAAAACCACUGGUAGACAUUAUACUUGGACCAAUAAGCAGGAGGGGAAUUCUAGAGUUUUUUCUAGGAUUGAUAGAGUGUUGGCAAACACUCAAUGGGGUGAUAUGUUUCCUGAUGCAGAAGCUAAUUUCCUCCCAGAGGAAGAUUUUGAUCAUUGCCCCAUGGUCCUUUGCAGUUUUCCAUCUGUUCAUGUUAAGAGGCCUUUUAGAUUUUACAAUAUGUGGACUACUUCUGAUCAGUUCAUCAGUAUUGUAGAUCAUAAUUGGCAAAAGAGUGUUCAUGGAUGUCCCAUGUUCAGACUUACACAGAAGCUUGAAUGGCUCAAAACUGACCUCAAAGCUCUUAACAAGCAAGGUUUCAAUGAUGUUGAAGCUGAAGAUAUCAAAAUGCAUAGCAUCCUCCUGGAAGUUCAAUCCAAAAUGCAUGCAGAUCCUAGCAACACAAGCUUGGCCACUUUGGAGAAAGAAGCUGCUGCAGCUUAUCUCAAAGCUCACACCACCUACACUUCAUUCAUCCAACAGAGAGCCAAGAUAGACUGGUUGGAAUUUGGUGAUGAGAACUCUAGACUUUUCCACCAGAGCAUCAAGCACAGAAGAAAACAAAACAGUAUCCAUUCCAUUCAUUCUCAGUCUGGUGAGUGGAUCCAAUCCCCUCAGGGAGUGAAUUUGGCUUUUCAUGAUUUUUAUAGUGAGUUUUUCUGUACCAAUUUGGAGAAUAGAACUGCUGUCAAAUCCUGUAUCAUGAAUAGAGGUGCUAGAUUAACUGAGAACCACAAGCAGUUGCUUUCUUGCCAGUUUUCUAUGGAGGAUGUGAAAAGAGUGUUGAAUGAUAUCCCUAUCCACAAUGCUCCUGGUCUUGAUGGCUACAAUAGUCACUUCUUCAAAUCUACCUGGGCAAUUAUUAAGGAUGACUUGUAA